Molecule: messenger RNA, 1816 nt
Organism: Phialemonium atrogriseum
Lineage: Eukaryota; Fungi; Ascomycota; Sordariomycetes; Cephalothecales; Cephalothecaceae
Product: RNA pol II accessory factor, Cdc73 family-domain-containing protein
Exons: 2
Coding region: 120-1352 (410 amino acids)
Biological process (GO): transcription elongation by RNA polymerase II; positive regulation of transcription elongation by RNA polymerase II
Cellular component (GO): Cdc73/Paf1 complex
Molecular function (GO): RNA polymerase II complex binding
Source: RefSeq, a predicted model, not a curated record
GCCAGCCUCGCCGAGUGCCUCGACUUCGUGACGACUUCGUGAACGACUUCGUGAACACGAGCGAGAUUCAUCCCCCUCAGCUUCUAACUCGCCAAACAGGUCCAAUCCACACAUCCAAGAUGGAUUCCGCCGACUCGGAUCCCCUUCUCCUUCUCCGGCAGUCGAUUGCCUCUGGGAGCUCCAUCAUCCCAACUACCUCUCCCGAACCGUCGGCGCCAGAAGCAAACCUGUCUCAGUCAACUCACCUGCAGUUCACUCAUCCUAAGCAUGUCUCCAUCCCCAUCGAUGCCCCGACACGCUUUGUAUCCAAUGAAAGCCCAGUCGAUCUACGGAGCAUCUACUUCGCCUGGCUCAACCGCGAGGUCGCGAUUCCCGAGUAUAAUGCCUCAGCCACCAAGUUGAACCAGGAACUGGCUGGGGCAGCCACCGUACACAAGUUCGCGUUUGUCGAGCGUCUAGACCUGAUUACCUGGUUGGAGGGCGCAAGUGAGGAGAGUGAAUACAUCAAGCCGUUGGCUGGGGAGAUGGACAGCGCUGCUGCUGCGGUCGCAACCACCGCUGCAUUGAAGGGCUCAGCAGUGUCAGCUUCAGCAGCGGCAAGAGCUGGAAGAGGCACACUCGAUCCAAGACUGGCACAGAUCUACAGUGGAGAGCGGCGCAUGGGGGAUCGUAACACUGUUUUAAGGGGAAUCAAACCGACGGACUUCUCCCAUGUCCGUAAACUCGCCGCACCUUUCAUGUCGAAGAAGCCGGGUGCUGCGCCAAACAGCAUAUCCAGUAACCCUGCCCUUGCAUUGAACCAGAAGCCGCAGAGGCGGCCCGACCCUAUUAUCCUCCUCUCGCCCUCUGCAUCCUCCCUCCUCCGCAUGUCGAAUGUCAAGUCCUUCCUGGAGGGAGGCCGGUAUGUGCCGACCGACAACACCGCCACCUCGUCGAUGCUGCAUGUAUCGCGGCUACUCAAGGACAUCGAUCCCAACCGGCCCAUACGCUUCAUCCUCGUCGAGGGCCCAGAGCAGUUCAAGCCCGAGUAUUGGAACCGUGUCGUCGCCGUCUUCACCACAGGCCAGGCCUGGCAGUUCAAGAACUACCGGUGGAGCAACCCAUCGGAACUGUUCAAGCACGUGCUUGGUAUCUACGUUGGCUGGAGGGGAGACCAGCCUCCCGAGUCGAUUCGAGCUUACGGUCAUCGGGUUCUGACAUGCUCUGUUGAGAAGUGGAGGGAUGCUGGGGCGCCGGGUGCGGAGACGAGUAGGUGGAGAGAUCGCGAGGUGGUCGAGUCCAUUUGGAAGGCCAUCGAGAACAACAUGCGGGCCAAGGGAUGGAAGAGAGACACUGCCCCCUUAUCGAUCUAAAACGGGCCAGCGUUGAGGAAUCAUUCCUCUUCAAAUCUGGACUUUUUACGAUAAUGGGUGUCUUGGAGCUUUUGUUUGCACGAACUUGGGCCUUUCAACCCCUUUAAUCCACGUGCCUCACCUUUUGGGGCAGGUCUCUCGCCAGGCGUUUAGGUGGCGUUUGGUCUCAGGGACAGGGAUGAUGAGCUGGAAAAUGGAAACGUGUGUCAUGCGAGGCCGGGCUAACAUACACAAGAUGUGCAUAUGGUUGGGCGGCUUGUAAAUUAGGAUUGCGUAGAGAAUGAUACCAUGCGCGAGCUCUCAGGGCCAUUAUCUCCACAACGCCAUAGGAGGUAUUUGUGCUCUAUGACAGUCCUCAACGCCUGCGUCCGUCUGUAAUCAGAGGAAAUGCCGUGUAAGCAGUUGUAUCCAACUCCAGAGUGAAUCCAUAAUACAGAAAAUCAAGACUGGUCAGUUGUCUGGGC